AUGGCACCUUAUGAGGCACUGUACGAUCAUAAGUGUCGCACUCCUUCAUGUUGGACUGAGUUGGGCGAGCGAUGUGUUCUGGGUCCUGAGUUGGUCUCUGAGAUUGAGGAUAAGUUAGAGUUACCUUCAGAGUUGGACUAUAUUCAUGAUAUUUUUCACGUCUCGAUGUUGAGGCGCUACCACUCUGAUCCCAAGCAUGUUGUUUCUGUUGAGGACAUUGAGGUUAGGCCAGACUUGACCUUCGAGGAUGAGCCGAUCCAGAUUCUGGAAUGUGAUGUAAAGGUAUUUCGGAAAAAGUCUAUUCCCUUAGUGAAGGUUCUGUGGCGUAAUCAUAGCAUUGAGGAGGCCACGAAGGAGCCUGAGGAUGCGAUGCGUCAGCAAUAUCCUCAUUUAUUCUAA
This is a messenger RNA of Gossypium raimondii (Peruvian cotton), 399 nucleotides long. RefSeq lists its product as uncharacterized. The record is from RefSeq and is a predicted model, not a curated record. Bases 1 to 399 code for a protein of 132 amino acids. The transcript has 2 exons. Lineage: Eukaryota; Viridiplantae; Streptophyta; Magnoliopsida; Malvales; Malvaceae.